AUGAAGUUAAAGCUUGGAAUUAGCUAUUCAUCACUGGCUGUUCUCUUCUCUGUAAGUGAUACAUCCGCAUCACGGCAUUUCAAGAGCGUUCUCAAGACGCUCGCUGUGGCAACGAAACAAUGGAUUUUUCGCCCCCCAUCAAGGGUGAUUCAGGCCACAAUGCCAGACAGUUUUAAGCUGCAUUAUCCUGGCUGCACUAUGAUUAUUGAUUGCACAGAAAUACGUACAGAGCAGCCACCAACUGUGCAACAAGAACGAGUCUUGUACUCAAAUUACAAAGGAGCAUAUACGCUGAAGUUCUUAGUGGCUGUAACACCAGGAGGAAUGAUUUGCUUUUGUUCAAAAGCCUAUGGUGGUAGACUGUCUGAUGCCCACAUUACAGUUGAUUCUGGUUUCCUAGAUCUUGUUCAACCUGGUGAUACAGUUCUUGCUGAUAAGGGAUUCCCAGGCAUCCAAACAGUUUUAGGGAGCCAGAAUGCUGUUCUUGUUAUGCCUCCAUUUCUCCAUGCCUCUCAGUUCUCGCCAGAAGAGGUUAGGGAAACAUACAAUAUCGCUCAAGUGCGGAUACAUGUCGAACGAAUGAUUCAAAGGAUUAAAAUAUAUAAUAUCUUGAACAAUAAGGUACCAAUUGAGCUUAUCCCAUGCAUGAACGACGUCUUUCAUGUCUGCUGUGUGCUAGCUAACCUCCAGCUCCCAAUAAUUAAGCGCAAAGAACAGCCACAGUCAUCUGUCAUGGCUGCAUCAUGAACCAUCAAACUC
Rhipicephalus sanguineus (brown dog tick) is the source of this 759-nucleotide messenger RNA. RefSeq lists its product as uncharacterized. NCBI's taxonomy places the organism in Eukaryota, Metazoa, Arthropoda, Arachnida, Ixodida, Ixodidae. The transcript has a single exon. The record is from RefSeq and is a predicted model, not a curated record. The annotation marks the transcript as partial.